Ilex paraguariensis (yerba mate) is the source of this 513-nucleotide messenger RNA. NCBI's taxonomy places the organism in Eukaryota, Viridiplantae, Streptophyta, Magnoliopsida, Aquifoliales, Aquifoliaceae. The record is from the annotation of a GenBank genome assembly.
AUGGGUGGGCAUUUUGUGCAGGGACAUGUGGAUGGGACUGGAGAGAUUGUGGGGACUGAGGUUGAGGGAGAUUCAUUGUGGGUUAAGGUUAGUACUGAUAAAGAGUUGUUGAAGUACAUUGUGCCAAAAGGGUUUAUUGCUGUGGAUGGGACUAGUUUGACUGUGGUGGAUGUGUUUGAUGAGGAUGUGUGUUUUAACUUUAUGCUGGUGGCGUAUACGCAGCAGAAGGUGGUGAUUCCUCUGAAGAAAGUCGGUCAGAAGGUGAAUUUGGAGGUGGAUAUACUUGGUAAAUAUGUGGAGAGGCUUCUUAGUAGUGGGGAGAUUAUGGCAUUUCUCUUACCUCGUUUGGACAUUAUAUGUGCAGUCUAUAACCUUCUAGAAUUUAGCAAACCAAUAAUCUGGACUCCUGCAAGGGAUUUUUGGUUUAUAAGUGAUUAUGUCAAGGGCCCAGAGUUGGGACCAUCAAUUAGGUUAUCCGUGGACAGAGUGUUGGAACAUGAAUUUGGUAGUUAG